GAAGCUUUCGUGCUCACAAGGAGUUCAACACCAAACCGUUAUCCAAACUUUCAAAAGUACCUCCUUCUUUAGAAGUCUACCACAAUCUCAGUUUCGGUUUCUUAAACCUGUCGCCGCAUCACGAUGAAGCAGAAAGUUGCGGACAGUGAGAAAUCAGUGGAUCCCGUUUUUCGAAUAACUUCUGGACCGACCAGCUUGGAAAAAGAUGAAUCGGAUAGUUCUCUGGAUGCUAAAGAAGAAUGCUUCUCGUUGGCCGACGAAGAUGCCGAGGAAACUAACUGGCGACUGAUCUACAUCACUGCGGUUGUUUCUUUCCUGGGCGCAAUUGAAGGAACUGCUGUUCAUAUGAGCGAAUGGCCAUACAUGAGAGAAAUCGACCCUGAUGCCACUGUGAAAUUUUUUGGAAUUGCCAGUUCAGCUUCAAAAGCGGCUCAUGCUCUUUUUGUUUUGAUUUUUGCAGUUUGGAGUUUCAAGUAUAAAACUGUAAAAUGGCCCCUUAUUGCGGGACGAAUCAUUGCAAUGGUUGCAUGCUUUAUUUAUCUAUGCAUCGAAUAUUUACCAACUGGAAGACGAUACCUAAUGAUGUUCUGCUACAUUCUUUUUGAUAUCUCAGGCAGUUCUCCUUCCAUUCUCCGAGCCUAUAUCGCAGCUGUCUCUAUGCCAAAGGACAGAUCAAAGGCGUUUGCAGCAAUGUCUCUUUCUAUGACCCUGUCCAUUAUCUGUGGUCCAUUAAUUCAAAUGGCCUUCACAACAAUCCCAUACCCUGGAUUCACUAUCAUCCCUCAUGUGAAAUUCCACGUUUAUUCCGCACCAAUUUGGAUUGCAAACUCUACCAAUUUCAUCUCAAUUGCAAUAAUUGUUUUUGGAAUGAAGGAACUCCCAAGAAAACCAAAAACCAAGAAGCCAAAGAAGCCAUCGAUUUUUGAGCUGGAAGGAUUGAAGAUGAGAAUCCAGAAGAUCAAAAAAGCAAAUAUUGAUUGGAUUUUAGUUUUCGUUGUGUGGAUUGCCAAAUGCGGAAAGACUAUGACCGCAAGAUCCAUCGGAACACUUCUACCGAUUCUCAUGAUGGUCCAAUACGGAUGGACUGGAAUCGAGACCGUCAGAAUCACCUCCUUCCUGAUGGGCGGUUCAGGACUUCUGUCAAUGUUUGUAAUUGGAAGCUUCAUGUUUUGCAAGCUCGGAACCAUAGUUCAACCACGCUUCAUUUACCUGUUCUCUAUCUCGCUGUUCACGAUGCUCUACAUUGUGACCUACCCGUAUAAAUCUAUUGGAGUGGAAGUUGCAAUGUACAACGCCACAGAUAAUACCGGUUGUGAUCCGGACAAGUACUCGUGGUGUGAGGGAGGAAUUGCUCCACAACCAAUCUUGUUCCUAUGUUGUAUGGUAUUUGUAUUCGGAAUGACCAUGCCAUCAUCAGCUAUUUCUCUGGAUACAAUUUACUCAAAGAUUUUGGGAAAUAUAGACCAGAGCGUCAUGCAAGGAGCUGCUGUUAUCUUGGACGACAUCAUGAUGGUCAUCACACCGACCUACGCAUCAUACAUCUACACGCUUCUUGGUCUGCAACCUCUUUGGAUAAUGAAUGGAUGCAUAAUGUCUUGUGUGGUUGGCUUGUGGAUCGUUAUGCUUCAGAAGUUCAAGGAUUACUCGUAGAAACUUGGAUAAAUCAACGAACAACGGGUUAUCAACACUCGCAUAUCUUUGUAUGAACUGUAUUUAUUAUCAAAAACAUUGGGGAUUUUAACACCAAUAUACUGAUAUUUUGGAGAGUGAUUUAUUUUUAAAAUUUAAAAUGAUAUGUACAACAAUGUCUGAAAUUCCAAAAAAUUGUAAUCAGCGUGAUGUCUUACAGAAAAAAAAAAUUAAAUUUAAAGGCAAUAAAAUACAAAGACAAAAACAGCUA
Molecule: messenger RNA, 1900 nt
Organism: Caenorhabditis elegans
Lineage: Eukaryota; Metazoa; Nematoda; Chromadorea; Rhabditida; Rhabditidae
Gene: F52F10.2
Product: MFS domain-containing protein
Exons: 9
Coding region: 124-1650 (508 amino acids)
Biological process (GO): transmembrane transport
Cellular component (GO): membrane; vacuole
Molecular function (GO): transmembrane transporter activity
Source: RefSeq, marked reviewed